CAUGGCAUGGAGAGAGGAGUUAAACGUAUUUUUUAAAACAACUUCUAUUAAAGGUUUCAAGAGAGUCUUUGAUUCGGAAGCCAAUGUAAUAAAAUAUUUGUGGACGAUAUCUAUUAUAGCUCUCUUCUCUGUUGCUGGACUACAAUGUUAUACUAUUAUAAGCAAUUUCCUAUCAUAUUCCACAGUGACCUUAAUGGUUCAGAAAAAUGGUGAUGCGAACGAAUUUCCAGCAGUAACAAUUUGCAAUCAGAAUCCAUUUUCAUUUCAAGGUGAAAUUAGUUACGGCGAGUACUUGGAUCAUCUAAAUGACAAUAUCGUUACUAAACAUGAAGAAUUGCUACGAAAACUUUUAAAAUCAAUAGAUCUAGAUGAAACAGAAGAAAUAUGGCUGUUAUUUAAUAAUAUAUUAUCUGCCAAAGGAUUCUAUACAGGGCUAACUCCUGAAGAAGUUGGUUGGCAUGGACAUAGUUUUGAGAAAUUAGUUUUAGAUUGUAGCUAUUUCCAGUAUGGGGGAUUACUUAACGUCAGAAAACCUUGUACGAAGAUGGCAAACAUAACAGUAUCUCAUCAUCCUAAUUUUUUCAAUUGUUAUACAUUUGAGUUAAUAAGAGAUCAACAAACUGUAAAUAUUUUAGAUAUAACGCUUAUCCUACACAAUCAACUCAGACGUAAAGAAAUUGAAUCACCUUAUAGCUUUCCAAAACUUUAUGGGGCAAAAGUUGCAGUUCAUCAGCCGGGUACCUUUGUUGAUGUAGAAGAGAAUGGAAUAGAGAUUCCACCCGGACGCUCAUCAACUCUUCAACUAAUUCCAGAAGAAAUUGAUAGGCUACCAAAACCACAUGGAAAUUGCAUAUCAAAAGAGUCUUCUCCUUAUCCUAAUCUUGUCGAUUUAGGUGGAAAAUCGUUAAAAUAUAAUUAUCAAGCUUGUUUAUAUGCUUGCUUUCAACAGGAAUUAGUAAAACAAUGCCAAUGUAUUGAUCCUAAUCUUUUGGUUUAUAUUAAUAUAAAUGAUAAAAAGCAACGCGUUUGCCAAAAAUUGACAAAAAAUUCUAGUGUUGAGGAUGUAGUGCAGUCCGUCAUUGACUUAAAUUGCACGUUUACAGCGAUAAAAGAUGUUCAUAAUUGUCUAAAAACAUGUCAUCCUGCUUGCUCUGAAACGAAAUGGGAUACGAGAAUUUCAUACUCUCUUUGGCCUUCGCAAAGAGAGCUCGUUUCCUUUUAUAAAACCAUUGGGUUCCUUCAACGUCAAGAUAUUCUCGAGGAUUAUGGAAUUUUUUUAGAAGUUGAAAAAUUAGAGGAGCAAGGUCGCUUCACUGAAGCAUAUCAACUCUUAAUAAAUUCUUCGAAUUUACAAGAAAAUGUCGUGCGUAUCAAAUUUAUUAAUACUGGUAGGGAUGGUUAUAAAAAAUUCCUUGAAGUGGAGAAAUAUAAUUCGGCAGAUGUUGUGUCAAAACUUGGUGGUUUGUUAAAUCUUUGGUGCGGAAUAAGUGCUGUUAUUAUAAUUGAAGUACUGGAGAUGAUCAUGAGAAUAAUUAGCAGACAAACAAUACAUACCAAUAAAGUAUCGACAAUAAGAAACUAG
This is a messenger RNA of Dimorphilus gyrociliatus, 1582 nucleotides long. NCBI's taxonomy places the organism in Eukaryota, Metazoa, Annelida, Polychaeta, Dinophilidae. The record is from the annotation of a GenBank genome assembly.